UAAAUUUUUUAAGGAUCAUGUUAUUUUUGUUACAGUGUCUAAAUAUGUAAAGAAUAUGUAGAUUGACAAUGUCUGUGACUACAGUGGUGGAACCAAGUACAACAGCUACAGUUGUUGAGCAAGUCAAAGAAGAAGAAAAACAAGAGACACCCACAUUACGGCUUAAGCUUCCAAAAUCAAAUAAAAAGAUACAAUGGCAGGAAGGAACAGUUGAUAAUGAGAAUAUGGGAAAAAAGUCUUCAAAAUGUUGCUGUGUUUACAAGAAGCCUCGUAUGUUUGGAGAAUCUUCUUCUGAAGAGGAUUCCGAUUGUGAAAAUGAGGAUAAAUGUAAAGGCCCUAAAAACUACCAUAAGCGCUCAAAAAACAAUAAACAUAAACACGAUGACUGCAAUGCAUGUCCAUAAAAUUGAAUGUUGUAUAUAUAAUAAAUUUAUUGUUCAAUUUAUUUCAAUAUUUGUAUAGGAUGCACAUAAUUUAAAAACUGUUUCUUUUAACAUGUGGAGAUGUCUGUAAGAAAGAACACUCUUAUCAGUUUUUUGAAUGUAUUGCUGAAUGAGGCUGUUCGGGUUAUGAGUUUGUAUUUUCUCGUUACGAACCAAAAUAUAUUUUUUUUGGCUUAUCUAUUUUUGAUCGCACAUAAACGUGUUUUUUGUGUCAUUUUUGUAGUUCAGUUUACUGUUAACAGAAAAUAUAGUAUUCUAAAAAAGAAAUUGGUGUA
Hydractinia symbiolongicarpus is the source of this 718-nucleotide messenger RNA. Its product is annotated as E3 ubiquitin-protein ligase PPP1R11-like. The coding region runs from base 69 to 404 and encodes 111 amino acids. The record is from RefSeq and is a predicted model, not a curated record. The transcript is spliced from 3 exons. Gene Ontology annotation, cellular component: nucleus. Gene Ontology annotation, molecular function: protein phosphatase 1 binding; protein serine/threonine phosphatase inhibitor activity. NCBI's taxonomy places the organism in Eukaryota, Metazoa, Cnidaria, Hydrozoa, Anthoathecata, Hydractiniidae.